UUGAAACAGUUACUGAUGAUGUCAACGCAGAUUUAAUAUUGUUUACAAAUUGCGUUGGACGUUUGAAGCAAGAAACCUACACUGAUUCACUUUUUUCCUUUUCCAUAUUCCUCAUGACCAGAUGGGAACAGCUAGUGCGUUAGAUACACUUUGUGGCCAAUCGUUCGGAGCAAAGAAGUACGGAAUGUUAGGGAUACAAAUGCAAAGAGCAAUGUUUGUUCUUACACUAGCUUCUAUUCCUCUCUCCAUCAUCUGGGCAAACACAGAGCACUUUCUUGUCUUCUUUGGACAAAACAAAGCCAUCGCUACACUUGCUGGCUCGUACGCGAAAUUCAUGAUCCCGAGCAUCUUCGCCUACGGUCUCCUUCAAUGCUUUAACAGGUUCUUGCAGGCACAAAACAAUGUGUUUCCUGUGGUUUUCUGCUCUGGAGUCACCACUUCUCUUCAUGUCCUUCUUUGUUGGGUCUUGGUUUUUAAAACUGGUUUAGGGUUUCAAGGAGCUGCUCUAGCUAACUCCAUUUCGUAUUGGCUUAAUGUCAUUCUCUUGUUCUGUUACGUCAAGUUCUCGCCUUCUUGCUCACUGACUUGGACCGGUUUCUCUAAGGAGGCUCUACGCGAUAUUAUCCCUUUUCUGAGACUAGCUGUUCCUUCUGCACUUAUGGUCUGUUUAGAGAUGUGGUCCUUUGAACUUUUAGUUCUCUUAUCAGGACUUCUUCCCAACCCAGUUCUAGAAACUUCAGUUCUCUCAAUCUGCCUUAAUACAUCAGGAACAAUGUGGAUGAUCCCAUUUGGUCUCAGUGGUGCUGCAAGCACGAGGAUCUCGAAUGAGUUAGGAGCCGGUAAUCCGAGAGUGGCUAAACUUGCGGUGCGUGUGGUCAUAUGGAUUGCAAUCGCAGAAAGUAUAGUGAUCGGAUCAAUUUUGAUACUCGUAAGGAAUAUCUGGGGGUUGGCUUAUAGUAGUGAAACAGAAGUAGUCACCUACGUAGCCUCGAUGAUGCCCAUUCUCGCAUUAGGCAACUUUCUAGACAGUCUUCAAUGCGUUCUCUCAGGGGUUGCUAGAGGAUGUGGAUGGCAGAAGAUAGGAGCAUUCAUUAAUCUUGGAUCAUAUUAUCUUGUUGGAGUUCCUUCAGGCUUGUUACUUGCUUUUCACUUCCAUGUUGGUGGUCGGGGGCUUUGGCUUGGAAUCAUAUGUGCCCUCGUUGUUCAAGUUUUUGGUCUUGCCCUCGUCACCAUUUUUACCAAUUGGGAUGAAGAGGCCAAGAAAGCUACACAGAGAGUUGAGUCUUCUUCAAGUGUGAAAGAUUUUGCAGUCCAUGACAGAUCAACUGUUGUAUUUUGAGAGCCAAUAAAUCAUUGAACUUCAUUUUCAUUGAUAGUCAAUUAAUCUAUAUGGAAGAGCCAAUAAAUCAUUGAACUUCAUUUUCA
Molecule: messenger RNA, 1425 nt
Organism: Camelina sativa (false flax)
Lineage: Eukaryota; Viridiplantae; Streptophyta; Magnoliopsida; Brassicales; Brassicaceae
Source: RefSeq, a predicted model, not a curated record